AUGGCUCUUUUAAAAGUGAAGUUUGACAUGAAAAAACGAGUGAAGCUUGCCCAGAUGCUGUGGUUCAUGUACUGGUUAGCUAUGAUGGCUGGUGUGCUGGUCUUCAGCUUGGGCAUUUUCUUUAAAAUUGAACUGCGUAAGCGAAGUGAGCUUAUGGACAACAAAGAAAGCCACUUUGUGCCCAACCUGAUUAUUAUUAUGGGAUUGCUUGCCUGUGGCAUUAAUGCUUUUGGUGGAAAGAUUUGCUAUGACUCACUGGAUCCCUCAAAAUUUGGCAAGUGGAAGACCAUUAUAAAGCCUUUUCUUAUCUGCUGUUUGCUCUACAACACUCUCUUCUUUUUUACAUCGUUUUUGUGCUUCACCAUGCGCAUCCCUCUACAGUUCACACUGGCAGAAGGCCUAAAAAAUGGCAUGAAAUACUACAAAGACUCAGAUGUACCUGGUCGCUGCUACAUGAAGAGAACUCUAGAUGUAUUGCAGAUAGAGUUUCACUGCUGUGGAAAUAACAACUACAAAGACUGGUUUGAAAUCCAGUGGAUUAGCAAUCGUUACCUGGACUUUAGCUCUAAAGAAGUUAAAGACCGAAUCAGCAGUAAUGUGGAUGGACAAUAUUUGUUGGAUGGAGUCCCAUUCAGCUGCUGCAACCCUAGCUCUCCAAGACCCUGCAUCCAUUACCAAGUAACCAACAACUCUGCCCACUACAGUUAUGACUAUCACACUGAGGAACUGAACAUCUGGACACGUGGCUGCAGGGAAGCUUUAGUUUCCUACUAUGGAGGGUUGAUGAACAGCAUUGGUGUGCUGGCGCUGUUUGUGACAAUGCUAGAGAUUGGUGUGAUGGUGGGACUGCAGUAUGUGAACACUUCUUUAUCUACACUGGUCAACCCAGAAGACCCUGAGAGUGAAAGUGAAGGUUGGAUCCUGGAAAAAACACUCAAGGAAACCUUUACUGACAUCAUGGCUAAAAUAAAGGCCAUGGGCAAAGGCAAUCAGGUAGAGGAAGGGGAAAAGGAGCAGGCAGUUGCCACAGUGAGCUGAGUAUGCAUCACCCACUAGAACAGAGGAUAGUGGUAGCUUAGUUGUUAAGGCGGCAAAGGUCUCAAUUUUUGUAAUUGACAUUCAUAAUUGGCAGCAUUUUCA
Trichomycterus rosablanca is the source of this 1140-nucleotide messenger RNA. It is a transcript of the gene prph2a, whose product is annotated as peripherin 2a (retinal degeneration, slow). The coding region runs from base 1 to 1038 and encodes 345 amino acids. NCBI's taxonomy places the organism in Eukaryota, Metazoa, Chordata, Actinopteri, Siluriformes, Trichomycteridae. The record is from RefSeq and is a predicted model, not a curated record. Gene Ontology annotation, biological process: visual perception. Gene Ontology annotation, cellular component: plasma membrane. The transcript is spliced from 3 exons.